Molecule: messenger RNA, 1575 nt
Organism: Symbiodinium necroappetens
Lineage: Eukaryota; Dinophyceae; Suessiales; Symbiodiniaceae
Source: the annotation of a GenBank genome assembly
AUGGCGGAGAAGAAAGUCGACCCAGCGACCGGCGAGGCGUACACGCUGAAGGAGCUCAUGGCUCACUACAAGGGGACUUACAAGAAGAAGGAGUUGGAGGAGUACUUCGACAACCAUUGCAGGCCCGUGAAAGUUCGACAGAGUAAGGCAAAGGCCAAGCCAACCAAGGACGCGAAGCCUGAGCCCAAGGCGAAGGCCAAGGCGAAGGCGACGGCAAAAGCAAAGUCCGCCCCAGCAAAGCCCAAGGAGGCCCCCAAGGAGGAGGCCGAGCCCAAGGGGUUGCGUACCGGCAAGGACGGGGGCGCCUCGGCCCUGGCGAAGCUCCGGAGCUUCAGUCGCUGUGUGCUCGCCGAGUACGUGUGGCUGGAUGCCGAUGGCGUCACCCGCUCGAAGACCAUGACCAUGACCGCCCGACCUAUCAAAGUCACAGACCUGAAGGUCUGGAACUACGAUGGAAGUAGCACCGGACAGGCGGAUGGGCACAACUCGGAGGUGCUUCUGAAGCCCCGUGCCAUCUUCAACGACCCUUUCCGCGGCUACCCCCAUGUCAUGGUGCUUGCCGAUGCUUGGCAGGCCUGGGACGACCAGCCCGCCAAGAACAACACCCGCGCGACCUGUGCGGAGACCAUGCAGAUGUACAAGUCGCUGGAUCCCUGGUUCGGCAUCGAGCAGGAGUACACCUUGAUGAAGCCCGGCCGUGUAGGUGAAAAGGCGAAGACGCCCCUGGGCUUCAACAAGGACGACUCCGAGCCGGCACCCCAGGGCCCCUACUACACAGGUGCGGGUUACAACGUGGCCAUCGGCCGGCCUGUGGCGGAUGAGCACUACAAGAUGUGCAUGGAGGCCGGCGUCAAGAUCUCGGGCAUCAAUGCUGAGGUCAUGCCGGGACAGUGGGAGUUCCAGGUUGGCCCUUGCCGUGGCAUCGAGAUGGGUGACCACCUGACCAUGGCUCGCUACAUCAUGCUCCGGGUCACCGAGAAGCACGACUGCGUCUGCUCCUUCGACCCGAAGCCGAAGGAGGGUGACUGGAACGGCGCCGGCUGCCACACGAACUUCUCAGUGACGCCUAUGAGGAUCCUCCCUGGUGGCUACGACACCAUCAUCAAGGUGUGCGAGGCUUUCGGCAAGGUCGCCAAGGAGCACAUUGCCGAGUAUGGUGAGGGCAAUGACAAGCGCCUCACUGGAAAGCACGAGACCUGCGACAUCAACACCUUCAAGUACGGGGUGGCCAACCGCGGUGCUUCCAUCCGCAUCCCCCGCGAUGCCGAGAAGGCUGGCCGUGGUUACAUGGAGGACCGCCGCCCUGCUGCCAACUGCGACCCCUACCGGGUGACCAACAUCAUCAUGAAGACCACUGGGGAGUGCCUGAACGCUGAGAUCGUGGAGGCCGGCGCGAAGAUGCACACGGCCUUCGUGUUCAUCAAGCCCCAUGCUGUGACCGACAAGGUGAAGACUCUGGUGAAGGACAAGCUCACGGAAGGCGGCCUGACCAUCAAGAGCGAGGGCGCGAUCAAGGCCGAAGUUAUCGACAAGAAGAAGCUCAUCGACAUCCACUACGGCGCCAUCGCCGCCAAG